AAAGGAAAGAGUGGGCAGCCACUCUGGUGCACUCUGGUGGUUCUUGCAACGGUGUCACUGCUGCUUGGCAGUCCGACAGUUGCAUUGUGGCUCAUGUAGGAUUCAGCAGAAACACUGCAGACUACUCUAAUCCCAGUGGACACGGACGGAUUUUCUUCUCAAAAACGUUUUGCCACUUUAUGUUAACGUUUCCUGGAUUCAAGAAAGAGUUGAAACACCGUGAACUAAUACGACUUUGUGGACGGUUUGGAUACAUCCUUUUUUUGAAAGACAUGCUGCUGUUGCCUAAACCAGAAGAACUUCCACUAACAAUCACGUCUUGAUCAUCCCGUAUGGAACCAUGGAAAGCCACUACUGCCUUUUGAACACAGCCAAACAAGACUUCCAAGCUCUGAAAUGUAAGCAAUAACUGCAAAGUAAAGAAUACCUAUUAUUUAGACAGCAGAUUUAUGAUGCUUGUAAGAAGCGCGGAAUCUCCCGUUUUGUUAACUUUGACGUAAAAAAACAAAUCUUCAGCUGAUCAUAAUGGAUGGAAACUUCAGCACUUUAGCACCCUAUGUGAUCAACAGAACAGACCCCUAUCACAGGGCUGCGGGACCCUGGAGCCUCAUCAUACUGGUCAUCAUCAUACUGACUAUAGUGGUGGGAAACCUGCUGGUCAUCAUCGCUGUAGCUCACACUUCACAGCUACAGACAACGACAAACAUUUUCAUCAUGUCCCUGGCGUGCGCGGACCUUAUCAUGGGGGUCCUCGUGGUGCCUCUGGGGGCCACUAUUGUGGUGACUGGUAACUGGCACCUCAGUCACACAUUCUGUGAGUUCUGGACCUCUGUGGACGUCCUGUGUGUGACGGCGAGCAUCGAGACGCUCUGCGUCAUAGCAGUGGAUCGGUAUAUAGCCAUUACGAGGCCGCUCCGAUACAAGGUUCUACUCAAUAAGUGGCGUGCGAGGGCAAUAGUCUGCUUAGUGUGGGUUGUGUCCGCUUUAAUUUCCUUUGUGCCAAUUAUGAAAGGGUAUUGGCGUGAUAAUGACGAUGAAGCAGCGAAGGAGUGCUACGAUAACCCUAGAUGCUGUGACUUUGUGACCAACAGGGCCUUUGCUAUUGCAUCUUCGAUAGUGUCUUUUUACAUUCCACUGCUCAUAAUGAUAUUUGUGUAUGCAAAAGUCUUUCUAAUAGCCACACAGCAGGUCCAGCUCAUAGAUAAGAAUCGCAUGCGUUUUCAGAACGAGUGUUCAAUAGCGCAGGUGCAAGUUGGCCCCCACAUUAAUAAUAUCCUGUCAACGACGUGUGCCGGCUCCAGCAGCUGCAGCAGCGCAGUACGGAGAAAGAGCGUCAAGCGGAGGCCGUCACGACUCAUUCUCGUCAAAGAGCACAAGGCCCUGAAGACUUUGGGGAUCAUCAUGGGGACCUUCACUGUGUGUUGGCUGCCGUUCUUCGUCGCCAACAUCAUCAAUGCAUUUAAAAGAGACAUUCCCCCAGAGUGGAUCUUCCGACUGUUAAACUGGCUGGGUUACAUCAACUCCGGCCUCAAUCCUAUCAUCUACUGCAGGAGUCCAGGGUUUCGUACUGCGUUCAAGAACCUGCUGGGCUGUCCGUGGUGGUCCACCCUGUGGCUCAAUACUUUCUAUAAAGAGCUGCAGACUCGCUGCUCCUGCUUUCUAUGGCAGACUGAGUCGGGCACUGCAGCCGGGUCUUUCCAAAAGCCUCCAACCGGCAGGACUGAGGUCAGUGAGAGUCAUGGAAGCAGCAAAAGCGAGGAGGCUUUCCCUGAUCCUCUGCAGUCCAACGGCAGCACACAAAACAGUGGCUUAUCGGAGCCAGAAACCAAAUUCUUCACAUUGCUGGAAAAGGACGGAUGAACUGUGCAAUAUCAAGCGACUGCAGCAAACUAUGAUUCCCAGGAGUUACUGGGAUUCCUGCAAAGGCAGAGACCAAAGAACAGCGAGGACAAGCUUACGUACAACCGCCGUCCCUAAUAAACGUAUAGCUGAGAGAAGCGGACCCCAAAGAGACGGAUGUAUUGACUGUAGAGACAACAGCUGAUUUGGUCUGGACAGGAACAGUGUGACUGUUUCUGUGGACAGGAGAUGGACCACUCCAGCUCAGCAACUCACAGACAACAAGUGACACCAAAGUAUCCUGAAUGAAACAAUGCUGCAAGUUUUAAAUGCAUUCCAGUUAACCUUUGGCCACAAUGUAUGUGGCCUGUGGUUUCAAAAAUGAGAGUAAACUAGUUUUGUACAGUAUAUUAUCUGGUAAGUUAUUUAUGAUACACUGAAUCUUUAGGAAAAUACAAAAUUCGUCUAACUUUAUACAAGGUCAUGAUUUUGGCAAGCCUGUCCUCACUGUCGGUGUGAUAUGAGCUAAACCAAAGGGCUGUGCAUUUAAAUAUUCAAUUCUGGUGUCUGUUUUCAGUCUUUCUGUUUUCUUUCACAGCUAUGGAAAAUGUUUAUUUUCGAUUGGUGGCUGUUAAAAAUCUUAUAUCAGGACAACUCAAACAUAAUUCCUGUCUACAGUUAACCAUCAGUAUUCUAUGUGCAAGGUACAGUAUUACAAACUGCAGCUUCCCAUAACAAAACACUUCUGCUACCAGCUGUUUCCAGUCUACUCCUUACCUUCGGCAAGCAGCGAAAGUAAAGGCUCAAUAACACACUCUCACAUGUCAUUGUGGAGGAAACAUCUUACUCACUUAACCUCAUCAUCUGUUGCAUUGAGAAAUAAAAUAUUAUCAAACUGUUUAACAUGUUCUCUCUCUCUGUGUGCAAACUCAGCACUAUGAAAGUAAAAGAAGUCCGUAUUGAUGUAAAUCACAUAAAACACUGAGUCCACAAUGUUGGAACGUAAACACCACUGAGUUUCGAGCAUUGAAAUAUUUUACUGGUUAUCCAAUCACCUGCCAAAGUGCCUGCCCUUUUUCAAAUUGUCUCCAAUGACGGCUUCUCAGAUAAUGUAACAAACUAUCUUUCACAUAAUCUAUCUGGAUCACUAGGGUUUGAAAUUGCCUCUUGGAAAUUUCAUGUAGUAUAAAACUUUUAAAAACUAUUUUCACAAAAUCACUGUCCAAUUCUGUUCAAUAUAAAAUAAAUAUCUGGUCAUUUUCACGUCUAAAAAUUCAACACUUGGACAUCCGGUGGCAAACACAGUGUUUGAUUAAAAAAAAAUCUACUUUGAAGUGUGCAGUUAUUUGAUUGGACAUGUAAAAACUGCUAGACUUUAAACACUGUUCAUCACAACCUUCCCGUCAAGGAUUUCCUGUGCCAACAACUUGUCCUGAGACUCAGUGUCACAGUUUUCUUCAGGCCACACUGAUAUUUUCAGAACACGGGGCAUCUCAGUCAAAAAAAGAAGUCCUUUGACACCAAAUUUAGACCUAAGAGCUCAGCUCACCAGUUAGGAGCACUUGAAUCUAAUAAGCCAACAGCAUCUUAAUUAGAUUCACUUUUGUGGAUUCAUCCUGGUUAUAUAAUAGCGUGACUGGUGCACAUACCAAUGGGUCUAGCUUGCAACUCUGCCAUGGCAUCCUCUUUCUCACUCCUUUACAAAGCGGUAGAUAAAAGAAUAUAUGUGUCUUUACCCCAGAUAACCACAAGCCUGGAAUCAACAGUGGCUUCGUUAUAACACUUUUUGCUGUUACCUCUGUACCCGUGUUUCUGGGUGCAUUGUGUUCUUUGACUGUAAUGGACAACUGGGCAAACACAAAUAACCUGACAUCCCACAGAUAAUUUAAAUGCAGCCAUAAUGCAGUGAGAUGGGAGGAAAACAUGCCCUGCAGUCAACAGAGUGAAAGGUAAAUGUUUAGUUGUUACCGCCUGAGAGCAAAAUAAAAAGCACUUUUUUUAUACACUCACUAUUCAGUACUGAUGUUUAACAAUCACACAACGAAAGGAAAAAAAUCCAUCACAGGAAGUAAUGAGAAACUAAGGUCUCUGCUGAGAGCCAUCUCAGUACAUCUCUACACAUAAUAUUGCUUUUAUAUUUGCUAUUAUGCUUAAAUCUCUAAAAGCUGUGACACAGAGGAUGAGGCAAGCUGAGCAAACAUAUUUUUCUUCAAUUAAUCUUUCUUAAAUUAAUCCGGGUCAACUAAUUGACAGGAAUAAUACACGGUUUGGCCAUCUACUGCCAUCUAGUGCAGUGCUUUGUGACUACCAGCUUCAUAAAGUCAACUACAGAACCUCUUCCAUUUAAUAGCUGCAAGAGGAUUCAUUUGAUUAUGGUUUGC
Anarrhichthys ocellatus (wolf-eel) is the source of this 4220-nucleotide messenger RNA. It is a transcript of the gene adrb3a, whose product is annotated as adrenoceptor beta 3a. Gene Ontology annotation, biological process: positive regulation of MAPK cascade; adenylate cyclase-activating adrenergic receptor signaling pathway; norepinephrine-epinephrine-mediated vasodilation involved in regulation of systemic arterial blood pressure. The transcript is spliced from 2 exons. Bases 526 to 1860 code for a protein of 444 amino acids. Gene Ontology annotation, molecular function: beta3-adrenergic receptor activity; epinephrine binding; beta1-adrenergic receptor activity. The record is from RefSeq and is a predicted model, not a curated record. Lineage: Eukaryota; Metazoa; Chordata; Actinopteri; Perciformes; Anarhichadidae. Gene Ontology annotation, cellular component: plasma membrane.